GUGGUGCACAAUUUACAUCAAAGAUGGAGGGAAUGGUCACAGAUUUGACAUUAGCACGGGAAAAUCAGACCAACUUUGAGGAAUAUCUUCGUAAUAACACGAAUGUAAACCCUGGAAUUGAUUUGACAGUUACUGUCCUUACUACUGGAUUCUGGCCAAGUUAUAAAUCAUUUGAUCUCAGCCUCCCUCCAGAGAUGGUAAGGUGUGUGGAGGUUUUCAAGGGAUUCUAUGAAACAAGAACAAAGCACAGAAAACUUACAUGGAUUUACUCAUUGGGCACUUGCAACAUAAAUGGGAUGUUUGAUUCAAAACCCAUUGAACUGAUUGUGAACCAUCUCAAUAUCCUUCUAGUGGAAAUAGAAAUCUUAAGGUGUAUAUGUUGUAUUAAGUUCUACUAUGGGCCCUCUGCUUGUAGGGCAAUUCAAGUUAUUCCAUAAAAAAUUGGGAAGAAG
Quercus lobata is the source of this 452-nucleotide messenger RNA. RefSeq names its product cullin-1-like. The record is from RefSeq and is a predicted model, not a curated record. NCBI's taxonomy places the organism in Eukaryota, Viridiplantae, Streptophyta, Magnoliopsida, Fagales, Fagaceae. Gene Ontology annotation, biological process: ubiquitin-dependent protein catabolic process. The transcript is spliced from 3 exons. Gene Ontology annotation, molecular function: ubiquitin protein ligase binding. Bases 24 to 437 code for a protein of 137 amino acids.